Molecule: messenger RNA, 1683 nt
Organism: Apodemus sylvaticus (European woodmouse)
Lineage: Eukaryota; Metazoa; Chordata; Mammalia; Rodentia; Muridae
Gene: Efemp2
Product: EGF containing fibulin extracellular matrix protein 2
Exons: 11
Coding region: 215-1546 (443 amino acids)
Molecular function (GO): calcium ion binding
Source: RefSeq, a predicted model, not a curated record
UGGAGGGGGAAGAGGGUCGGGAAAGGGCUGGCACUGGGCCCUCGAGUCCACAGCGCCCGAGUUCAAGCUUGCCCGCCUUCUCAGGGGCUUCCAUUCAUUUCGGGCCAAGCCUACUGCUGCCCUCGCCCCCAAACUACUGUGGCUUUGCGCAGGCAGGGCUCGGGGAAGCAGUGCCCCAAGUAAAGAGACCACCUGGAGGCCGUGGAGCCCCAGGAUGCUCCCUUUUGCCUCCUGCCUCCCUGGGUCUUUACUGCUCUGGGCGUUUCUGCUGUUGCUCUUGGGAGCAGCGUCCCCACAGGAUUCUGAGGAGCCGGACAGCUACACGGAAUGCACAGAUGGCUAUGAGUGGGAUGCGGACAGCCAGCACUGCCGGGAUGUCAAUGAGUGCUUGACCAUCCCCGAGGCUUGCAAGGGCGAAAUGAAAUGCAUCAACCACUACGGGGGCUAUCUGUGUUUGCCUCGCUCUGCCGCCGUCAUCAACGAUCUUCAUGGCGAAGGACCUCCACCGCCAGUGCCCCCUGCUCAACACCCAAACCCUUGUCCGCCGGGCUAUGAGCCUGAUGAACAGGAGAGCUGCGUGGAUGUGGACGAGUGUACCCGGGCUUUGCAUGACUGUCGCCCUAGCCAGGACUGCCAUAACCUUCCUGGCUCCUACCAGUGCACCUGCCCUGAUGGUUACCGAAAAAUCGGGCCCGAAUGUGUGGACAUAGACGAGUGUCGCUACCGCUAUUGCCAGCACCGAUGUGUGAACCUGCCAGGUUCUUUCCGAUGCCAGUGUGAGCCAGGCUUCCAGUUGGGACCUAACAACCGCUCUUGUGUGGAUGUGAACGAGUGUGACAUGGGAGCCCCAUGUGAGCAGCGCUGCUUCAACUCCUAUGGGACCUUCCUGUGUCGCUGUCACCAGGGCUACGAGCUGCACAGGGAUGGCUUCUCCUGCAGCGAUAUCGAUGAGUGCAGCUACUCCAGUUACCUCUGCCAGUACCGCUGUGUCAAUGAGCCGGGCCGCUUCUCCUGUCACUGCCCACAAGGCUACCAACUGCUGGCUACAAGGCUCUGCCAAGAUAUUGACGAGUGUGAAACAGGUGCAUACCAGUGUUCUGAGGCCCAAACCUGUGUCAACUUCCAUGGGGGUUACCGCUGUGUGGACACCAACCGUUGUGUGGAGCCCUAUGUCCAAGUGUCAGACAACCGCUGCCUCUGUCCUGCCUCCAACCCCCUUUGUCGAGAGCAGCCUUCAUCCAUUGUGCACCGGUACAUGAGCAUCACCUCAGAGCGAAGUGUGCCUGCUGACGUGUUUCAGAUACAGGCAACCUCUGUCUACCCUGGCGCCUACAAUGCCUUUCAGAUCCGUGCUGGAAACGCGCAGGGGCACUUCUACAUUAGGCAAAUCAACAAUGUCAGCGCCAUGCUGGUCCUUGCCAGACCAGUGACAGGACCCCGGGAGUACGUGCUGGACCUGGAGAUGGUCACCAUGAACUCCCUUAUGAGCUACCGGGCCAGCUCUGUGCUGAGACUCACCGUCUUUGUGGGAGCCUUUACCUUCUGAAGAAGACCCUCAGGGAAGGGUCAUGUGGGGGCCCCCCUUCCCCACUCCCAUAGCUUAAGAAGCCCCAGGGGGCUUAGGGAUGACUGUUCUGCUUAAAGGGACUAUGAUGUGAAGGACAAUAAAGGGAGAAAGAAGGA